AUGCCAUCUAGCAUUUCUCUAGAUAAAGUGGAACUAAGUUCAGUAUCUACGGAUAUAAAUGCUAAUAAUGUAAGUGAACAGUGUAAUCCUAAACAUAUUGCUGUUUCUUCACUUAAUGAUCAUGAGUCUGAAAGUGCUACUGUGGAUGACAACGCCUCAUACAAUUCUUUGUCGCUUACUACAUCUCUCUCAUCAAAUUCAUCAUCACCGUUAUAUUCUCACGCACACAAUAAUACUAGUGAUUUAGCUUUUAUCUCUAAUGAUAUUAGUUUUAUGAUUAAUGAAUUUGAAAUUCCUAUUGUAAAAAAAGAUUUAUAUCACCCACCAUUAUUAAUUAAGCUUAAAUUUGUUAAUGAUUUACCUGUUGAAAUUGUAAAUAUUCCACAAUUCAAUUUUGAAUUUGGUGAUUUUUCUUCGUUAAAUAGUUACUUGUCUCUAUUUGACUGGCAUGAAAUUUUAAAUGACAAGCUUUGUUUAAAAAAGUGUAAUAAGUCUCGGCAUCCACCUUGGUAUAAUAAGAGGCUUCUUUCUUUGAAAAAUGCGAAGAAUAAUGCUUAUAGAAAAUUUAAGCGCAGCUCGCUUUCAGCAGCUUCUGAUAUUCAAUCAACAUGUAAUUUGUUCGCUAAAUACUUUGAAUCUGUUUAUGAAAAAUCUAAUAUUUCUCAGUCACUGGAUUAUAAUGGCGAUGUUCAUCAGGUUCUAGAUUUAGGAUAUUUGCAAUUGACUUACGGUGACGUUUAUGAUAAGAUUUCCCAAUCUGAUCAUAACAUAAGCACAGGUCCAGAUGGGAUUCCAAAUUCUGUACUAAAAAAUUGUAUAUCCAGUAUAUCUGAACCUUUAUUAAUAAUUUUUAAUAGGUCUUUGAAAGAAGCCAAGGAAUUUAUUUCACCAAAUCAACAUGGUUUUGUCAAAGGUAGAUCAACCAGUUCUAAUUUAUCAAUUUUUUUGAACUCAGUCUACAAUGCAGUGGAACGUGCUUUCCAGGUGGACGCUAUUUUCACUGAUAUAUCUAAGGCUUUUGAUAAAGUAGAUCAUUUUAAACUUCUUUCUAAGCUGCAAGCACUAGGUUUUCAUGGUACAACUUUGAAGUGGAUACGUUCUUAUUUAUUAGAGCGCAAAAUUUCUGUUAAAAUCUCCAGUUGUGAAUCUUAUUCAUUUCUAGCUACCUCUGGAUUUCGUCAAGGAACGCAUUUGGGUCCUCUGCUCUUUCUUUUAUUCACAAAUGAUUGUGCUUGUCAUAUUGACUGUUCUAUUUUAUCAUUCGCUGAUGAUACAAAAUUGUUUUCUAUUAUUAGAUCAGUGGAGGAUUGUCAUCGACUCCAGUUAAAUAUUCACAAAUUUUAUAACUGGUGUUCUUCGAAUGGUUUCAUGUUAAAUGUAGAAAAAUGUAAGGUCAUGAGAUUCUAUAGAACAAAUAAUUUCAUUAAUUUUAGCUAUAGGGUGAAUAAUUUUAUAUUAGAUAGUGUCGAUGAAAUAAAGGAUUUGGGGAUAAUUCUUGAUAACAGGCUUACUUUUAAUCCUCAUAUCGACCAUGUAAUUUCAAAGGCUUUUUCUAUGCUGGGUUUUAUCAAGAGGCAGUCUGCACAUUUUUCUGAUCCCUAUACAUUUAAAAGCUUAUUUGUCUCAUCCCGGCGGAUUGGGAAAUAUCCGCAGCAAGCUAUGCUGUUGGAAGAGUGCACUAAAAACCAAAGAGAAAUCCAGACGCGACGGCCUCACAAUGAGCGGCUCUCUGGUUUGCGAGUGAUCCCUAAGGGACGACUGAAAUUAUAUGUGCUGCCUUGCACAAGGGGGGACUAUUCUCAAAGACUAGGAGAAGAAAACUCCGAAAUAAAACAAACAAAUGUAAUGAACAAAACACAAGGAUUGAAUACCCUAGGUGGUAAUCCAGUAAUGGCUGGAAAUCCACACUCGUCGGAGGAUGGUCUAAUGGAUUCCUGGGGAAGACCACUUAUUGCAUAG
Molecule: messenger RNA, 1959 nt
Organism: Condylostylus longicornis
Lineage: Eukaryota; Metazoa; Arthropoda; Insecta; Diptera; Dolichopodidae
Exons: 7
Coding region: 1-1959 (652 amino acids)
Source: RefSeq, a predicted model, not a curated record